Molecule: messenger RNA, 2808 nt
Organism: Cladocopium goreaui
Lineage: Eukaryota; Dinophyceae; Suessiales; Symbiodiniaceae
Source: the annotation of a GenBank genome assembly
AUGCCAAAGUUUCAAAGACAGGCAACCCACGCCAACGAGUCGGACAUUUUGCAGAUCAUCGAUGAACGCUUCGAGGAACUCGAGGAGACUGUGGCGUUGGCUCGUUUGAUACCACAAAUCCAUGAUCGCCUCUUCGAAGUGGAGCAGAUGCUGAAACGCCUUGAGGUAGCAGGUCCUGAAGCGAAGAAAGGCCCCCAAUGGAGCGAGUCCGAGCCACCUCCACGCAUUGUGAUGCCGGAGGACGAUGAGACCUGGGAGCCACAUUUGGAGCUGCAGACAAGAAGCGAGGUUGGCAUGAAAGAUGUGCCAACGGGAUUAUCACCGCGGUCAAUGGCAGCUCAUUCACCUGCAAGAAGGAAAAGUAAAAAGAUCACCGAGAUCUCUCGGGAAAAGAUGUCUGAUGUGAACGAAGAAAUUUUGGACACUCAGACCAACGAGUAUUACAGCUUUGGCGAAUCUACAUGGGAUUUAGUGAUGUUCAUCGGCACCGGAGCUUUGGGUCCCAUGGGAUCUUUGCAGACCCUUUUAUUGGCUGUGGUGAAUGUCCUAAUGCAAGUGGUCUUCGUGGCUAUUGCCUAUUUUAACUUCACCAAGCCGGAUGUGGAUGAGACUUCCGUGGUGGACGCGCAGCGCUGGAGGAGAGCCUCAGGUCAUUCGAUGUGGAGCUACAGUGAAGUCUCAAAGGAAUCUCUGGCUGAGCGUGUUUGCAAAUUGGACAAGUCUUUGGAACAAUCUGGAAUCCAGGUGGCUUUGUACGAGAACAUCGAAAAAUACCUGAAGUCAGGCACCAGCGGUUUGGAAGGAUACUUUACAGGUCAAGUGCUGUGUAUCGUGGCGCUGAUCUGUUGGUAUUUGAUGGUGGCCAAGGAGUUGAGCCAUGCUUUCGCGUUGCUGCGAGGCGUUUUGGCCAUGCCUACAGGCCCCACGCGGAUCGAUACACGAGAGAAUCCCUUCACAAAGGCCGUCCACUACCGCCUGCGCUGUGUGGCCUUUCGACGCAAGGUUUUUAGCACCAUGUUAUUUUGCUACCGUCUGCUGGCUGCAGGAGUCUUAGUCUUUGUGGGCACCUUUUUCUUGGUCUACACCGUUAGUGUGACGGAGCUGAUUUUGAAUGCCGUUGCGCUGGGCAUCAUUUUGGAUAUCGACGAUUUGCUGUUUGAUGCAUUGGCGACCACACCUGGGAGGCACUUGGUGCAUCAGCUGGAUGCUCUGCCCAUGCCAUCCCUACCACGUGUCAGAGGUGCCGAUGCCAAGUCAGUGUUCAUGUCCAUCGGCAUCCCUUGUUUGACGAUCCUGGUCUACGUCAGCAUGCUGGGACCAUUUGUGGGCACCUUGCAGGAGGUGAGCCUCGCCAUGUGUGGAGGGAACUUGGGCUUUGUUUGGAACGUGGAUAAGCGACGAGUGGUGCUGAUGGCUCCCACUGUGGGUGGUGGAUGGGAAGACCAGGAUGCCACCAAGGUCUACGCCGUUGAAGAAGGCGAGCGCAUUGGAUAUGGCCUGGAACAGGCGGAUGCCAAAUAUGGCGUUUGGCUGAGCGAUGUGAGCCUGGUGGGAGAUCUCACAACAUUAUCCUUGGCGGAGAGCAUAGAUCUCUUCAAUCCUGAGUGUGGGGAUGUGGGUGAUGCAGAACCGAUGCUGCACUACCUCAGGUUCUUCCUUCAGAAUGAGAGCAUCCAAGGAUGUGCGGAUGCAGCGCCAUUUUGCACUUCGAUUUCCAGUUUGCCAGAUUAUGGAGUAGACGAUGGCAAAGGAUGGGCCACUCGUAUGCUUUGCUCAGAAACAUGUGGCUGUCGCAAUCCUGCAGGUGAGAACUUACUUGUUCAGGGGUGUCCAUAUGGUUCAGGCAGAGCAUGCCAAGUGUCUGAAAGCUUCCUGGAGCAGCGACAGAAUGGUGUUUGUCUGGAGAAAAAUGCCUCCAGUCUUCAGCAAUUUGCCCCUUGGGUGCAGUGGAUUGAGGCUCUGACAUCGUAUGGAAAUCAGUCUGCGACUUUGGCAGGAAAGCAGGAGGCACUAUUGAUCGCUCAAGCCAUGUGGGAUCAUGGCUGCGACUUCCAGGCCAACCUCAAUGCACAAAACAUCUCCUGGGGAAAUUGUUUCAAGUGGAACAGCUCCUUCGGAUGGGACUUCAAGACGCUGGAGGUUUUUUGUCCCCUCAGCUGCGGAUGUUCCGUUCAGACUCUGGAUUCGUCCUGCCCCCAGCCUUUCGGCUUUUCCUGUGAUGAACUGGAUCAAGAGCGUUGUCUUACCUGGAAUCAACAGCACUACUGCCCGGGUCACAGUCCCUCAGUUGAAGGUGCCCUUACCAUGACUUCUACUUCCACUGACCCGACUGAGAUGGCCGCACUCUUUGUGCCAGUUCAGCUAGCAUUGGUCAGCAGCCUAGCGUACUUUUCGGGUGCUCAAAGUCAUGCUGUUCGACUUGACUUGGCACCUAGAGGUUCGCUCAUCGUGGGGUCUUUCAGCAUUUUUCUGGUAGAUGAGACUUGGAACAUCCAAACCUUGUCCUCCAACUUGUUUUCUACAUCCGUUGAUAUUUUUGCGGCGCGGGUCUUUCACCUUCUUGCAGCUCAAGGGGUCAAUACGACUGCUGCAGGGAUUGAUAUUACCUCGUUGGGCCGACCAUCGCUGCUUCCGGAUCUGGGCCGAAGACUGGGACCUGGCGACAUCGACGACAGGAAGUUGGUCUAACGGCUCGGUAUCACUGGCGACCGCGAUGACCAAGUCACCGCGUGGCCAAGCGCAAGAAAUCCAUGGGGCUCCAAAGGAGAGCCUUGCAGAUGAGUGAAAUUGAAUGAAAAAGCGAUGCAU